AUGAGGGGGCGGGGGCCGACACUUCCUACCCCAGGAAACAGGAAGCGUGAGGAAAGACCCAAACGUCCAGGGGGGCCCCAAGAGUUCGGGGGGGACCCCUCUCACCUCCCCCCCCCCGAUCACGAGCCUGUUGGUGCCAGCGGAGCCCCCCCCCAUCCCCCCCCCCCGCAAUGGACGCCACCUACGCCGUGGUCAACAAAACCCGCCGGGGGGGUGGGGCCGGAGGACGAGACUCCACCCCUUUUGGACAAGAUGCCACCUCUUUUGACCGAGACCACGCCCCUUUUGGGAAAGACCCCGCCCCUCCAGGCACCUCCCCCCUCCCUCCCUGGGAGCCCCCUGCGGCGCCCCUCCCCCACCCUGGCUGCUUCCCCCCGACCCGGUGACGGUGCCUACGAGGUCGUGACCCCCCACGGGGACCCCGGCAGCACCCCAUGUCUCGGAUUUAAUUUCCGUAUUGGGAAGCCCAAAGGACCGCGGGAACCCCCAGCUGAAUGGUCCCGGGUGUGAGGAAGGGGCCUGGAUGCCUUGGGGGGGGGGGGGCGGGG
Messenger RNA from Harpia harpyja (harpy eagle), 548 nucleotides. RefSeq lists its product as uncharacterized. The transcript is spliced from 4 exons. NCBI's taxonomy places the organism in Eukaryota, Metazoa, Chordata, Aves, Accipitriformes, Accipitridae. The record is from RefSeq and is a predicted model, not a curated record. The coding region runs from base 1 to 510 and encodes 169 amino acids.